Molecule: messenger RNA, 2263 nt
Organism: Penaeus chinensis
Lineage: Eukaryota; Metazoa; Arthropoda; Malacostraca; Decapoda; Penaeidae
Product: TRPM8 channel-associated factor 2-like
Exons: 2
Coding region: 88-1869 (593 amino acids)
Source: RefSeq, a predicted model, not a curated record
CAGUACAAGUGGUAUCGUGGCCGGAAACACACACGAGGCUGAAGCUACUCCUUACCAAACAGUUGCAAAUCAGCAGGCCAAACCCCCAUGUCCGAAGAAGACGUUCCGUUGUACUUCUUGAAUCAAGGGGAAGAGAAAUGCCUUGCUGUCGUGAGCGGGUCUACGCCUUCGGACGCUGUGAUUGGCCUGGCGUGUCCGGGCAACAGCAAGGAACAGCAGUGGAUCGGCAGCGGAGGCCAGUGGCGAUGGUGCGCCAACCCCUCGUACUGCUUGGCUCCUGCGGCGGGAAACAUGGUUGGAUUGGCCGAAAGUAGCUCCUCGUCAGCUCUUUGGACUAAGGACGACGAAGGCAGGCUGGUCAAUGGCUCGAAGGCGCUGACUUUUCCUCGAGUCAAAGAUAAGAGUCGCUUGCUUUUGCGUCCGAUUCACAAUGGGGCCAAUCAGAAAUGGUGGACGGAUGUGGAAUUGAGAGAUUCUUUGAUGAGUGUCGAGCGCGCAUCGUACCCGCUUGUAUCCGAUGAUGUAACCACAUACAAGCACGAGAUUGCUCGGGGAUUCGUGAACAAGAUGACUCCGAUGACAGAGCCACUGCCUUUCCCUCGAGAUGUUGGCAGGUUCCCCGGCGUGGUCGACCCUGAGACGCCCCGCAUCAGCAGGACCCUCACGCUCGAUCUCUCGGCGCUGGGCCAAGCCGGUAACUUGCGCAUGGUGACGCCGCGAGACUGGCAGGCCACCGACCUGUACGCAACUGCAGGAGAUGUCUUCCAAAUUGUUCUGCCGGACACUCUGCCUCCGCAGCGAGCCGGACAGAUCACCGUUCGCGUCGGCGCUCACUGUGAUCAGCUCCGGCCAGGGGUGGGUAAUGUGAAGAAGAAGGGAUUUAGACGCAUGCCGAUUGUUUCAGAAGCAUUUAGCAUGAGCCCGGGGAUAAACAGUCUUCGGAGCCAAUAUGGAGGAAAUUUGAUAUUUUGUUAUCAGAAAGGAGAGCUCUUCACAGUCGAAGUUACUGUGACAAACGUCGUGAAGGCUCCCUACUUUAAACGGGGUGAGACGACUGCUGAUGAGUGGGAAGUUUCGAAACACUUGGACGCGCCGCACGCCGUGCUCGAGAGCGAACGCGUUGUGCUCGUCACGAGGAACAAGGCGAACGCUCGAAUUCCCUUCCCCGAGGAGCUCAUGUCGCGCUACGAGGAGGUCAUCGACCACCUGAAUGACCUGGCUGGGUUUUCCGACGACGACCCGCCGCCCAGAGGGAAAUAUUGGCUAGUGAACGAUCUGCAGGUAUCUCGCGGGUCGGCGCACGCUGGAUUCCCCGUUAUGUUCACGCAGAGUAUAAGAAACCUGGCUGUGACCAACACUCCUUACCAUUGGGGCGUCUGGCAUGAACUGGGCCAUAAUUACCAGCAAGCUCGCUUCUGGUCGCACACCUUUGGCUCAGAAUCAACGGUCAACCUUUUCGCUCUCUACAUCCAAGAAAAGCUGUUUAACAAGGACCGCCUAAAGAACAGCAAGUGCUACCUGGACACCGCCAGGGCCGUGGAUCAGGGUCUAGCCUUCAAGGACGGCAAUUGCUGGCAGAAGCUCGUGUUCCUGAUGGAGAUCAAGCACGCCUUCCCAGAACAGGGCUGGGAGAUGUUCCGCCAGCUGAACCGCACCACCCGCGCCUUGUCAGAGGAUGAGGCUCAGCAUCUCUCGUCAGACCGAAAGCUGCAAAUUGACUACGUGUACGAGAACCUGAGCAAGACUGUGCAUCAGGACCUGAUCCUUACGUUCCAGCGGUGGGGCUUGAAGGUCAGUCAGAAGGCGCAGGAAGAAGUGCAAAGUCUUGGAUUAGAAAAAGCAGCUGCGGAUCUUUCUGUCAGAGAUUGAUGGGAUAAUUUUGUUUCGAAAAUACACUUCAGGUUCUAUAUCUUUUCAUCACUUGCACUUAUAACCAUAAAUUAAUGAGUUCUGUUUGCUGCAUAGCUAAUAUUAAGACGUGUUCUCAUGCAUUUACUCUUCCAAAGAUUUAUCAUUUCACAAUCUAGUAUAUUUUUAAUGUUUAUUCUGCCAGAUGUUUUGUUAAAUGGUAUUGUAUUUGACAUGCAUUUCACAAGCUUAGAUAUCGUAUGAAUAAAAUUGGUGCACACUGUAUGUGUACGGGCGUACAUAUACAUAUACAUGUAAACACACACACACACACACACACACACACACACACACACACACACACACACACACAUAUACGUGUGUGUUUGUGCUUAUGUGUAUGUAUACACGGAAA